Molecule: messenger RNA, 1401 nt
Organism: Cimex lectularius (bed bug)
Lineage: Eukaryota; Metazoa; Arthropoda; Insecta; Hemiptera; Cimicidae
Gene: Phm
Product: peptidylglycine alpha-hydroxylating monooxygenase
Exons: 10
Coding region: 128-1132 (334 amino acids)
Biological process (GO): peptide metabolic process
Cellular component (GO): extracellular region; membrane
Molecular function (GO): copper ion binding; oxidoreductase activity, acting on paired donors, with incorporation or reduction of molecular oxygen, reduced ascorbate as one donor, and incorporation of one atom of oxygen
Source: RefSeq, a predicted model, not a curated record
CUGUGCGGUUCGGCCGCUUGUUAAGACCCUGGAGGGGGGGGGGUGUUCGGCCUUGCCUCCUGUUUAUUUAUUGAUUAUUUUCCUUUCUACCGUCCGAGGAGCUGGUCGUCUGGGCCUCACUUUGAGUAUGACCCUCGCGAUCCUGGUACUUCUCGCUCUGAUAACAUGUUUCUCACAUUGCUACAAGGUGGAAAAGUACCCCCUGCUUAUGCCAAACGUACACCCUUACAGUGAUGAACUCUACCUCUGCACACCUGUGAGAGUCAACCACACAAGGCACUUUUACAUCAUUGGUUUUGAACCAAAAGCUAGAAUGCACACUGCUCACCACAUACUGCUUUAUGGCUGCUUGUACCCUGGAAGUUCAAAUACUGUAUGGAACUGUGGAGAAAUGGCUAACAAUGAUGAUGAUCAAGAAAGGCCUAAUCCAUGCUCUGACGGCUCACAGAUUAUCUAUGCUUGGGCAAGAGACGCACCAGCACUCAAAUUACCUGAAGGUGUUGGUUUUAAAAUUGGAGGUGAUUCUUCAAUACAAUAUCUAGUCCUACAGGUUCAUUACUCUCAUAGAUUUGCAGCUGGUCAUACUGACAAUUCAGGAGUCUACUUACACUAUACAGAGAAACCGAUGAAUAAACUAGCAGGAGUACUGUUAUUGGGGACCUCUGGUCAAGUGGAACCCAUGCAAGUGACACACAUGGAAACAGCAUGUACAAUUUACGAACCUAAAGUCCUCCACCCAUUCGCUUUCCGUACACAUACACAUAAAUUAGGUAAGAUAGUUUCUGGAUACCGGGUGAGGAUAGACAACGAUUUAAAUUACGAUUGGACCCUACUUGGAAAGAAAGAUCCUCAACAACCUCAAAUGUUCUAUGAAGUGGAUGAUCCAAAUAUGGAAAUUCGGGAAGGUGAUGUUUUGGCUGCAAGGUGUACCAUGAACAGCACACGAACAACAGUGACAUAUAUUGGAGGAACGAAUAAAGAUGAAAUGUGCAAUUUUUAUUUAAUGUACUACGUUGAAGGAGAUGAGCCGUUGAAAACAAAAUACUGUUUCUCUGUGGGACCUCCAAUAUAUUCAUGGAGGAAAUCAGGGUUGCAGAACAUUCCAAAUAUAGGAGCUUCCACUUUUGAUUAGGAUAAUCUGAUAAGGUCUGACAUAUCCAAAUAACUUCUUAACUGCUUUUCGUUUGAAUUCGCACAAUUACAUUUUUUUCUUUUAAGAAUUAAAUGUCGAACAAGUUCCUUUUUUUAAUAAAUUUGAUUUUCUAUUUUUUUAACAAUGGUAGUAAUUUGAAUAUUGUUUGUAAGCAAGGCUGUUAAGUUGUUCUUUUAAAUAGAUUUUAGUGAAGAUUUAUUUAUUUUUUAAGGAAGUACAUAUUUUGAUAUAAAUAUAAAUCUAUUUUC